This is a messenger RNA of Hippopotamus amphibius kiboko, 728 nucleotides long. RefSeq names its product sperm microtubule associated protein 1 (gene SPMAP1). Lineage: Eukaryota; Metazoa; Chordata; Mammalia; Artiodactyla; Hippopotamidae. The transcript is spliced from 3 exons. The coding region runs from base 218 to 634 and encodes 138 amino acids. The record is from RefSeq and is a predicted model, not a curated record.
CCUCCCCCACAGAGCACUUCCCCAGGAUCAAAGAUUCUCAGGCUAUCAUAGGCUGACAGCUGCAAUUUUUUUUCAACACUUUUGCUUCCAAUUUUUGUGUCUAUAAUACAUGUCAGUGACAUGGGGAGGGGAGGACUUAAUGCAGGUUAUUCUGUGAACACAUCUUGGGAGUUUUUGUGGUCUCGGGUGUUUGUGUGUGUGCGUAUGGGUUCAGUACAUGCGUAUGGACGUUCGCAUCCGUGCGUGCCGUGUUUGUGUGUGUGUGCUGUCUACUCGUGUAAUGUUUGUAGCAGAAGGAGCCAGAAUCUGGGGGAAAACUCAAGAGUUUAAAAGCUUGAAAAAUAGUAUGGUGCACACACUUUGUGUGUGCAGUUUGGAUCAUGGCGGUACAGGACGGGAUGGCUGGAUGGUGGAUUAUUUCCAUAUCUUCGGGCAAGGACAGAGAUACCUCAACAGGAGAAACUGGGCCGGGGCAGGGCAUUCCCUCCAGGAGGUGACCGGGCAUGACCACUAUAAUGCCAAUCUGAAAGCCACCCAGGGGUUCAAUGGUCGGUUUGGCUAUCGCCGGAACACCCCAGCCCUCCGCCAGCACCCAUCUGUCUUUGGAGAGGUCACCCAGUUCCCUCUCUUCUAACAGCAGCUCUUCUCUUCACACUCCUCGACCUGAAUUUCUAAGACAGAUGUGUAUGUGAACUCUCAUUGUUAUUUUAUAUUAAAACUUUUGUGUG